GCUGUUGAUUUCUUAGCCUAAUGGGAAGAGGCCGCCUAUCUCCAUGCAGUCAUAAAAACACACUCACAGAGCAUCAGCCAACUUGAAGCUACGCUAAAGCUGCUUCUUGCGCUUUUUCUGCAUAUGGAAGAUUACAACAGCCUCAAUGUAGUUUAAGACAAACUCUGUUGUACCAGGUUAGUGUUAGCCGGUUGCUAUCUGCAGUGAAGAGGAGAGACUGCUGCCGCGCCUCUGAUCGCCGUCCAGCCUUUAAACACAGUUGUUUCUCUGCGUAGAACAUAAUGUCUAAAGGUGAACCUGAAGAGAUGAUAGAGAUCGAGAUAGAUGAGCAGGAGAAGCAGGCAUGCCUGGAGGAAGGUGUUGAGGAGCAGACCAUUACUGCAUCAGAUCUGAUUCAACAAGAUAUUGACAUCAAUGAGCCCAUUGGCAAUUUGAAGAAGCUUUUGGAGCCCCGUAUCCAGAUAUCACUGGAUGCCUAUGAGAUCUGCUUGCAAGACAUUCAGCUUCACCCUGACCACAGCCUCUUUGACCAGGGUGUAAAAACCGAUGGCACCGUGCAGCUCAGCCUGCAGAUAAUAACCAAACCAGGAGAGGAGAAGUUGAACAUUUUGGAAAUUGUAAAGCCGGUAGAAACCGUAGAAGUAGUUAUUGAUCCAGAUGCAGCAGGAGAAGAUGGAACGCUGGUAGAGGAAGGUCAACUCAUUGCUGUGGAGCGAUCUGGCCUCUCUGAUGAGACCUCGGAGCAGGUUACACGCUGGGCCGCAGCAUUGGAAGGUUACCGCAAAGAGCAGGUUCGCCUAGGCAUACCAUAUGAUCCUGUGCUCUGGUCAGCUGACCAGGUGAUCCACUGGGCAGUGUGGGUAAUGAAGGAGUUUAACAUCGAUGAGAUGGAAAUCGGAAGCAUUCACAUCCCAGGUCGAGAUCUCUGCUUAUUCAGCCAGGAAGAGUUCCUUCAGAAAGUUCCCAACGGAGAGAUACUCUGGAGUCACCUGGAGCUGCUGCGCAAAUAUGUAUUGGCAAGCCAGGACCAGUCUGGAGGGGAUGCUACUGUCACCAUUGAUCAGCCCGUACAGAUUAUCCCAACUCAAGUAAGCACACCCACAGCCAUAAAGGUGAUGAAGCAGAGCCGUGGUCCCAGAACACCCCGUAUUUCUGGAGGAGAGGAGCGCAGCUCACCAGGCAACCGCACAGGAAAGCUGUCAUUGUCAAGGCCAGAAGAAUUGCUCAUGGCAAUUGUAGAGAAUUCUGACGUUGAGGAACUGUCAGAUGAUGAAGAUGAAGUCGAUAUGCAUGCAGCUAAGCUAAUGGAAGAACAGCAGUCUGACUCUGACUCUGAUGAUCCAGCACCUGGAGAUGAUUCAGAUGAAGAAUACAUACCUGAUGCACCUAAUGCAGCCGAAGACUCUGAGAAUGAACAUGGCCGUAAACAUAUUGAGAAUGAUGAGCUGGUUUUGGAAGAGCACGGACAUGGGCAGCCCAGGCCAAAAUCUAGGAUUGCUGGACGUGUACAGCGCUGGAGAUAUACUCCAUUUAAACCAAACUUAGUCCACUUCGAAGCUGAAGAUGACACUGUACUGAAAGAUGUUCGGGCAAGUUGGCAGGCACUGAAUUAUGUGGAGCAGUACAUCGACUCAGAGUUGAUGAAACUAAUCGCUGACUGCACAAAUGCCAUGUCACUCGUUAACACUGGGAGAUUUCUCAACACAUCAGUGGAUGAGAUGUAUCACUUCUUUGGAGCAGCAAUCUUGAUGUCUUGCGUGCCUUAUCCACAGAUGAGAAUGUUUUGGUCCAAUGCUCUACGAAUCCCUGCCAUUACUGAAAAAAUCACACAAGAUCGAUUCUUCAAACUACGGAGCCAUCUGAAAGUGGUCAUUGACAAUGACGUUCCAGAAGAACAGAAGAGAAUCGACAGAUUCUGGAAGGUGAGGCCAUACAUGGAUCGCAUACUUGCCGGCUGCCGCCUGCAGAUCCAUCCAGAGUGCGUCUCCAUAGGCGAGCAGAUGAUACCAUUCACAGGCGCUUGCCCAUUCUGGAUGUAUUUGCCACUAAAGCCAAAUCCAGUUGGGAUGAAGAACUUCGUGAUGGCAUCGGUGGAUGGUCUCGUGCUAGACUUUGAGGUGUACCAAGGCUCACAGGCACUGGCAUUGCAGGUUCCGGACUCUGAUGGAUUGGGUCUAGGAUCGCUCGUCAUCAAACGUCUGUCUGAAACCCUGACUGCCGGCACGAAAGUGUACUGUGAUCGCUUCUUCACCUCCACUGCAGCGGUGGAUACUAUGCUGAAGGAUCACAUCUAUCUUACUGGCACUGUGAUGAAGAACCGUGUCUCACAAGCAGUGAGUAAGCUACCAGAUGACAAAACCUUGAAAAUCCAAGGAAGAGGUACCUCUGCUGCAGUAACCAGGGAAGAUGGGAAAGUGUGUGUGGUGAAGUGGUACGACAAUAAGCCAGUGAUGAUGCUCUCCACUGUCCAUGCAGAGCAGCCAGAAGACCAAUGCCGGCGGUGGUCCAAGAAGGACAAAAUAUAUGUCACUGUCACAAGGCCGAGUGUUGUGCGCGAAUACAAUACAAAUAUGGGAGGUGUUGACAUGUCAGACAGAAUGAUCAGCUACUACAGAAUGGGUGUCCGAACAAAGAAGUGGACUGUUCGCAUGCUAAUGCACUUCACCGACCUGGCACUGGCCAACAGCUGGAUCCUGUACCGCAAGGAUCGCCAAGAAAGUGGAACACCAAGGAAAGCGAUCAUGCAGUUUCUGGAGUUUCGCAUGGUAGUGGCUCAGGUAUUCCUCAGCAAGUGUGACGUGGGAAAUGAAAAUCUCCUUCCACCACCUGAGAAAAAUUCUCGUGUUGCUCCAAUCCCCCAUGUCUCAGUGCGAUCCACUGCUGCCCAUCUUCCAGACAUGGUUCCUCUGAAAAACCCAAUGCGGUGCAGAAUGAAAGGCUGCACUGGGAAAUCCCGUGUGCAAUGCGUGACAUGCAAUGUUUACCUCUGUUUGACGAGUGAACGCAACUGCUUUGCAGCUUUUCACACUGGCUUUUUAAAAAAAGUUUAGAUCACUAAAAGUUUGGAUACAUACGGUUUGUUUGAAGCUUGAAAUGAAUUCUGUUAAGUGUUUUGUGGUUCUGAUUCGCAUGACUAUGCGGUUUUAUUUUUGUAAAGCCAUGUUAAGGGCUUUAAAUGAAUAGCUGAUUCAAUUUGAUGUGAUACAUAUUGAUAUUUACCUAUUAAAAUAAACUGUUUUGUACUUUUAAA
This is a messenger RNA of Eleginops maclovinus (Patagonian blennie), 3250 nucleotides long. It is a transcript of the gene gabpa, whose product is annotated as GA binding protein transcription factor subunit alpha. Gene Ontology annotation, cellular component: nucleus. The record is from RefSeq and is a predicted model, not a curated record. NCBI's taxonomy places the organism in Eukaryota, Metazoa, Chordata, Actinopteri, Perciformes, Eleginopidae. Gene Ontology annotation, molecular function: sequence-specific DNA binding; DNA-binding transcription factor activity, RNA polymerase II-specific. Gene Ontology annotation, biological process: cell differentiation; regulation of transcription by RNA polymerase II. The coding region runs from base 282 to 3050 and encodes 922 amino acids. The transcript is spliced from 10 exons.